Molecule: messenger RNA, 1613 nt
Organism: Schistocerca cancellata (South American locust)
Lineage: Eukaryota; Metazoa; Arthropoda; Insecta; Orthoptera; Acrididae
Product: gastrula zinc finger protein XlCGF48.2-like
Exons: 4
Coding region: 207-1613 (468 amino acids)
Biological process (GO): regulation of transcription by RNA polymerase II
Cellular component (GO): nucleus
Molecular function (GO): RNA polymerase II cis-regulatory region sequence-specific DNA binding; DNA-binding transcription factor activity, RNA polymerase II-specific
Source: RefSeq, a predicted model, not a curated record
GUUCUUGAAUGUAUAGCAAACGAAAAAAGAUCACAUUAGAAGCUCUAACAGAAAACAUAAGCUUUCGCAAGACCAAUGUGAACUGGUGUACGAGUUUCCCAUCUUCAAAAAUUUUAUUAAAAUUAACGUUUUUGCGCAUUCUAUUUCUUGUGACCAACUAACAAAUUCUACGAUUUUUAACCAUCAUCUAUUCCACACAUUUCGAAAUGAGUAUUUCAAGUUUUACUACACAGCCUGUGAUACAGCAGCAACCCAAACUCGAGACUGAACAGCUCCACUGCAAUGCAGCCAUGCACGUCUCCAGCCCUCAAGUUGAGCCUGUUUUUAUUCAUCCUACAAACGGAUCAAGUUUGUCAUAUGGAGGGAGUUCUAGUACACCAGUUGAGUCAAUGCCUGCAGUUGCAGCGAACAUUCAGCAACCACCAGGAAUGUGUUCUGAGUCCAACCACUCAGAGCAUCUGUUGCCAUCACAGAAAUACAGCAACGGUGGUACUGCACUUGUGAAUAUGGGGGAAAUCCCGACUGUAAUGCAGCAACAACUGGGUGAUAGAGGAGCUCUUGCAGCAAUCAACAUUCCAUACCCAGGGGCAGUAACAAGUGGGGCACCAACAACACUUUUGACAUUUCAACCUGCAGGGCGAACAUUUGUGGCAGCUCCAGCGACUGGAGUUUGGCCAGUCAAGAUCAUGCAGAAUGCCUCAACAAUGACAGAGGAGUCAGAGCUACAAGCAAUGCCGAAAAUAGGACCAGUUCAUGUUCCAGACAAGUCAAAGGAACUCGGCAAUCAGACAUGUGCUGAACCCCAAAAUGGACAAAUAAAAGGUACAACAGCAGAAUCAGUAAAAGGAAAUAGACAUCAAAUUAAUGGUGUUGUUGACGAUGAUGUUGAUGAAGAAGAAGAAGAAGAUGAUGAUGAUGAAGAAGAAGAAGACAGUGGUGACACCGAUGAUAGCAAAUCUGAUUUACACAAAGAAAUGUUAGCAGAAUGCCAGCAAAUGCACCUGGAACAACAGGGUACUGCAAUGGCGGAUUAUUUGUCAAGGUUGCAACCAUUGCAGCCUUUAGCAAUGCCAUUUCAGCACUUCCUGAGUUACCAAACUGAUGAAGUCAUGGAAAAUGGGACAUCACCCAGUGCUGUUAAUAAUGGAAACAGUAAGCGGUCUAGAGGGCGCCUAGGAGAAGUACGGCUUAUCACAGCUGCAGAUGGAUCGACACUCUUCUCUUGCCCAGAAUGCCAGACUGUCCUCCCUGAUCGGAACCAACUCGAUGUUCAUAUGCAGGGUCACCGUGCUGAGCGACGCUUUGUUUGUAAUGUGUGUGGAGCAUGCCUAAAACGCAAAGAACACUUGGACCAGCAUAAAAGAGGUCACAGUGAUGAGCGACCAUUUGUAUGUAGCAUUUGUCUUAAAGGCUUCAAGAGAAAUGAGCAUCUCACACGACAUAUUGUCAUUCAUUCUGGGGACAAAGAGCAUGCGUGUUCUGAAUGUGGAAAGCGUUUCAGUCGUAAGGAUCACCUACAUAAACAUGCACAAACACAUAUUGCUCGUCGUAUGCGAAAUCAUUCGACCAGUGGAAGUGGUGUUGUAGAAGCAGUGGGUCCUGUUCCACAUUAA